Cinara cedri is the source of this 3992-nucleotide messenger RNA. NCBI's taxonomy places the organism in Eukaryota, Metazoa, Arthropoda, Insecta, Hemiptera, Aphididae. The record is from the annotation of a GenBank genome assembly.
GUUUUAUGUGACGUGUCUAUUAUUGAAAAAUACAAUAUUAUACUGUAAUAGAUCUAACUGAUGUAACAUUAUUUACUUACCAAACACUUGAAAAUUUAUAACCAAUUCAUCAUGUAGACCUAUUGGUUUUGGCAUUUUUGUAGUUUGUAUUGUUAGAAUAUUAAUGUAAUAAUAAUUAUUAAUAAUAAAACUAAGAUUUAUGAUUCAACUGCCUAGUUCAGUUACCAUCACCGAGAAACGGAUGGAAGAUGGUUUACACUCAUUCAGGGCCAUCACGUUCUUGGUAUUAUGGUAUUUUUUUAGUGGAUGUACACUUUUUUUGAACAAGUAUAUCUUAUCUUACUUAAAUGGAGAUCCAACAGUCUUAGGUAAAUAUAUUUAUGCACAAUAUAAUUCAUAUUUCUCUUUCAAUGAAAGUUUUAUUUAAGGUGCUUUUCAAAUGAUAAUGACAACUAUUUGUGGAUUUAUCCAAUUGUAUAUAACAUGUGGAAUGUACAAACAACCAAUACAACGAUCAAAACGACCGCCAAACUUUUAUAUACAUAUGAGUUUAGUUGGUUGCACACGGUAAAUUAUUUAUGAAAUAGUGUUGCAUAGUUUAUAUAAAGGUUUUAAUGUAAAUAUAUUUUCCUAACAGAUUUAUUACAGUACUUUUAGGACUUAUAUCACUCAAUUAUGUAGCAGUCAGCUUUACAGAAACAAUUAAAAGUUCAGCUCCUAUAUUUACUGUAUUCAUUUCAAGAUUGUUGUUAGGUAAGGUCAAUUUUAUUGAGGAAAAAGGAAAAAAUUGUGCUUAGUUCUUAACUCAUUAUUAGGUAAAUAAUAUAGAUAAUAGGUAACCAGAUAAAAAUUAAAUCAAUAUAACAAUAUAAUAUUUGGUGUAGUUUCUUGAUGUGUUUCUAAUAAAUGUGAUCUACACACAUUUUGUUCAUUUUAUACUUUAACAUGUUUUAGGCAAAGAUGAGCAUUAAUGAGUUAAAAAGUUUAGUUACCUUUAGCUUUGUCACAUAACAAGUUUUUUUUUUUUUUUAAUAUAAAUCUGCAUUUAAUCCUAUAUAUUAUGUAUAAUUACAUUUUGUUUUGUACAAAUUAUUUUUAUAUAAAAUCAAUUAAUCAUUAUCUGAAAAGUAUUAUUUAUAAUGUUAUAUUAUUAUGCAUUAUAAGUUUCUAAAUUUAAAAUUUCAGGCUAUCAAAUUGUUGGUCAAAUUUUUGAUCUAGGUGUAAAUUGAAUUUAUCGAUAGUUGUAUGACUUUAUACCUAUGAAAUAUGUGAAAUGACUUUUCCUUUGCCUUCACUCUAAUUAUUUGGGUUUCAGUUAAACUUCACCUUGAGCCAAUCUCCCACUUCACAUGCCCUGGCUAUCAUCCUUCAUUUAUUUUCAUUCCCUUUCUUACUGGUCCAGAUUUCUCUCCCUGCUAAACUAUUCACAUCUAAAAAUAUAUUAAAGUGAGUACUUGUAAUAAUAGAUCUUUUUUUUUUUUAAUUUAACAUCUAUAAUAUUAUAGUAUUAGUUGAGCUUUAGAAAACUUAUGAUUGUAUUAUUAACUUUAUUUUAUGAAAAAAAUAGUUAACCUGCCCAGCCUUGCUUUAUUCUAUACAAUUAAUUUAAUUUGUUCACCAAAUAAGUAUCAGAUAACAGCUACUAUUUAUAUUAAAACUUUUAGGUACAGAUAUAAAAUUAUAAAAAUUAACAUAAAUAUAUAAUAUUAAUAUUACAAUAUAGUUUAACAAAUGAUUGACAUGUGUCAACUGGCGUGCAUAGUAUAAAUAGUGGACCAGGAUUUAAGAUAUACAUUAGUAUGUAUGUAUGUGUACAUGUAUUUAUACGUAUCUUAAAUCUUAUUGUGAACUAUAAAAUUAUAAGUAAUGAAUAUUUUUAUAUUGCAUUGGUUAGGUCCUAGCUAAGUAAGUUAGAUAGGUAGACCACAUAUUGAAGGUAGCGCCAUAUAUUUAAAUAUUUUAUUUUAUAAAAUUAUUUACUUAAAUAUUUAUCUGAUUAAUCUUAAUUGUAUUAUUUGAAUUUUAGGAGAACAAACAAGUUUUCUGGUAAGCUUAUCUUUAGUUCCUAUAAUGGUUGGCUUGGCGUUAUGCUCUUCAAAUGAAAUCUCAUUUAAUAUACCAGGAUUUAUAGCUGCCCUCGCAACCAAUUUUACUGAAUGGUAAUAUUAUUUUGUUUUGUAUUACAUUUUAAUAAUAAUUAUUAUAAUUUAUUCUACUCAGGUUAAUACAAUCAUUAUUUAUAUUAUACAUUUUUUAAAUUUAGUUUGCAAAAUGUGUAUUCAAAAAUGUUGAUCAGUGGUGAUAAAUUUAAAUACACGUUAGUAUAAAAUAAUGUAUCAAAUUAUAGUAUUUAUUUAAAAAUCAAUCCAAAUUUUAAUGCACUUAUUUUCCCUUUUUCUGAUUCAGGCCUGCUGAGUUACAAUAUUAUACAAGUUUAGCUUCAAUUAUUAUUCAAAUUCCUGCAUCAUUAGUAUUAGUUGACAUAAAAUAUGCUAUGUAUAAUACUAAUUUACAUCUUUUACUUAUGUUCAUAUUAAAUGGAAUUUUCUUCCAUUUUCAAAGUAUUACAGCUUAUGUUCUUAUGGAUUACAUAAGUCCAGUUACCUAUAGGUAAUGACUUUUUUUAUUUUAAAUUCAAAAAUAUUAAGAUCUAAUUAUACAAUUUUUUUUAAAAAAUUUAAUCUAGUGUGGCCAAUACUGUUAAACGUGCAUUUCUCAUAUGGAUGUCUGUUAUAUUGUUUGGAAAUUCUGUUACUCUAUUAAGUGGACUUGGUACUAUUAUUGUUAUUGCAGGAGUUGUGAUUUAUAAUAAAGUAAAACAUUGUGAUAUUAAUCGUCAAUCAAUCGAUGUAAGUUAUAAUAAAAAUUAGUUAAAUUUUAUUUAUAUUCAAUAGUUAUAAAACAAUUUUGUUCCAAUCAAUAACAUUAGUUGUUUCUGGUAGCAAAUUUUGUUUAGUUGGUGUUUUAGUAAAUUUUUGAUUUUCUUUGUAGAUUUCUAAAUAAUGGGGAAAAACACCUGUAAAACAGUAAUAUUUUUACAAGCAUAGUUUUUUUUUUUUUAAUGUAAUUAAGUCAAAAAUAAUUGUGAUAAUAUUUAAAAUUUUCACUCAAUAUUAUAUUAGCACAUUUAAGAAGUAGUACAAUUUUCAAAAUCUUUGGACAGUUAUUGAUAACUAUUGAAAUGUUUGAAUUUUAUGUGGAUGACAAUUUUAUAAUUUAAAAAAUGUAUAAUUCUAGUUUAAUAGCGAUCAAUUUUUUUUCCAAAUGUAUCUUCUAAAAGAAAAAAAAACAAUAUUUAUCUCUGUCUCUGCUCAAAAUCUAAAAGUUUAAGACAUACAACUUCAAUAAAUUCUUAUUGUACAUAGAUAUGUCAAUUGUCAGAAAAUUGUCUGCAUUCUUACAUUUUAGGAAUUAAUAAAAUUUAUUUUCAUUUAUUAUUGUAUAGUUUUUAAUUUAUUAGUUCUGUAUUUUCAUUUUAUAUUGAAUGUUUUUUAAUCUUAUUUUACACUGUACAAAUUUAUUUUAAGAUCAUUUUUUAAUUUUUAGGAAUAUGAUAAAAAACUGAUGAUUUCGCCUUUCAAAAUCCGGACAAUUUAAUAAUUGCAUUAAAGUAUGUUUAUAAUGUCGCUAUAUUAUAUUAUUUGGAAUUAAUUCUUGGUAUUGUAUAAUUUAUACAAAUAUUUAUACAUUUUUAUUGAUGUCGUCAAAUACAUUUUUUUGUUAUAAAUUGUAAAAUUAUUGUAUACAAAAAUAAAAUAUUUAUAAAUAAAUAUAUAAAUUAUUGUGAAUGACAUAACACAAUUAUAAUCAACUUAUUUUUUAAAGACAAAUUGUAUAUUAAUUGUAUUUGAUGUAUUACAAUAUGUAGAUGUCUGUAUUAAACUAAAUACUGAUUUGGUUUUUACAGUUAGUAUUAUACGUUUUUUUUUAAAUUUUGUCUCAUGAAAUAUUUAAAAAAAAAGUUUGAUUUCUAUACUAAUUUAGUACCUACC